Messenger RNA from Salarias fasciatus (jewelled blenny), 1457 nucleotides. Its product is annotated as leptin-like. The transcript has 3 exons. Bases 59 to 544 code for a protein of 161 amino acids. The record is from RefSeq and is a predicted model, not a curated record. Lineage: Eukaryota; Metazoa; Chordata; Actinopteri; Blenniiformes; Blenniidae.
CACUCCGACACCAACCGAGGAACAUCAGCGCUGCAGUAGAUACUGAAGUACUGGAAUCAUGGACGUCUCCCUGGUCCUCCUGCUCUCUCUGCUCCACGUUUUGAGCACCGGCACAGCAGCUCCUCUGCCAGCAGAAGUUGUGACCAUGACUUCGAAAGUGAAGUGGAUGGCAGAGCAGCUGGUGGUCCGCCUCAACAAAGACUUCAAGGUCCCUCCCGGCCUGACGCUCAGCCCCCCGGUGAACGACCUGGACGGCCUCUCCUCCGUGGUGGCCGUCCUGGAGGGGUACAACAGCCUGAUCUCCGACGCCCUCGACGGCGUCUCUCAGAUCAAGUACGACAUCUCCUCGCUGGCGGGCUACCUGGGCCAGUGGGGGCAGAGGCACUGCAGCGAGCAGCGGCCCAAGCCGCCGCUGCCCGGGGCGCUGCAGGAGCUCCAGAGGCAGAAGGAGUUCAUCGACACCGUGAGCCUGGAGGCGCUCAUGAGGGUGGAGGCGUUCCUCAAUCUGCUGCUGAAGAACCUGGACACACUGAAAACCUGCUGAACAGCAGACUGCCAGCAGACUUUGUGAGUUACUCGCCCUGAUUGUUAUAUUUGUAAAGUGAUUUUAUAUUACUGCAAAAAUGUAUUUUCAAAAAUGCAUUUAUUUAUACACACCUUGUAUUUAUUUCUAUACAGUAAACAAGUCUAUUGUAAGGAUCGUCUUUUAUAUGCACAUAUGAAGCAUAAAUGUAUGUUUGUUUGUAAACCGAACGGCUUUCAGUUUGUUUUACGACACCGCUGCUGUGUCGAAAAUCUGUGUAAUGCAAAGUGCUGCCAAAAGAAAUGUCACAAUGCGCCGUCCCAUCAUCCCUGGAAACUCCAGAACCAGACUGAAACCUCGCCAAGAAAGACUGACAUUUGUGUAAAAACCAAAAAAAUAAAGGGGAACUUUAGUGCAAUAUCAGCAGCUCUUCCGAGACAGCUAUUUCUAUCUGUAUGUAAUAUAAUGUAUAUUUUCCAACUGUAAUAUUGUUUUUUUUUUUUUUUACAAAUGUCAAUAAAAGCUUUUUGUUGAAAUGUCUGUUUUUGGGAGAUAAAGAAGAAGAGUUGGAAAUAAACACAUAAAGAGGCAGCCUGACCAGGUGGAUAUAUUACACAAUGAGUUCGUUUUUAUACCAUUUGUGUGCUCAGGGUACAGGAGUAGGAAGACGUUCAAGAAGUUUUUUUUCAAAUUACUGCAUUAAUCAGCUGAAGAAACUGAGAAAAGGAGACAACAAACAUGUCUUCUAUUAACUUCAUUUAGUUUAGAAGGAAACAGGGAUGUGAAAUAAGAUAACUUGCCCAAGGAAGGGUUAAAUGUCAUUAUUUUCAUUAAAAAAAAACUAAAUAAAACAUGUAUACAAGACAAGUCGAUCCUUACAUAUUUAAAACAUUUAUUCAGAAUAGAGGAACGGAGACGCUCUGGAUGAAGUUUC